ACAAAGAUGGCGGGCUGAGCGGGAGCUUGGCCCCGGUCGGCGGCUCGUCAGUGGGGGCGCGGGGCGGGCGGUUUACCUCAGAAAAUCCACCGAGACCCCGAGCGCCGCGGCGAGACGGCGUCGUGCACGGCGAAUUAGGGAGGAGAGGUCGAUCCGAGCAUGUCGGCGGUGGAGGAGCGGGAACCGGCGCCCGCCGCUUCCUCGGCGGCCGGAGGAGGAGGCGGCGGCGGCGGCGGCGGCGGGGCGAUGAUGAUGGCGGCGGCGGCGGCGGCGGCCUCGGGCCCGCCCGACUCCCUCCACCACAACACCGCCUCCAACCCGGCGCAGGAGACCAACCGGCCGCAGCUGGAGGAAGGGCCGAGCUCGAAGAAACGGGCCCGGCUGGAGGCCGAGUCGGCCGGCGGCUCGGCUUCGGGCUCGGCGGCGGCGGGCUCGGCGGGCGGCGCCAAGGCGGCGAGUGAGAACAAGCUGGAGGAGAGGCUGUACUCGGUGCUGUGCUGCACCGUCUGCCUGGACCUGCCCAAGGCGUCCGUCUACCAGUGCACGAAUGGUCACUUGAUGUGUGCAGGCUGUUUCAUUCACCUGCUGGCUGAUGCCAGGCUGAAGGAGGAGCAGGCCACCUGCCCGAACUGCCGCUGCGAGAUCAGCAAGAGCCUGUGCUGCAGGAACCUGGCCGUGGAAAAGGCGGUGAGCGAGCUUCCCAGCGAAUGCGGCUUCUGCCUGAAGCAGUUCCCACGCUCCAUUCUCGAGAGGCACCAGAAGGAGGACUGCCAGGACAGGGUGAUGCAGUGUAAAUACAAGCGAAUUGGAUGCCCUUGGCAGGGACCAUUCCAUGAGCUGACUGCUCACGAGGGAGAAUGUGGCCACCCCACCAAGACCGGCAAUGAGCUGAUGGAAAUCCUGGACGAAAUGGACCAAAACCACAAGAAGGAGAUGCAGCUUUACAACAGCAUUUUCAACCUACUUAGCUUUGAAAAGAUAGGAUACACAGGAACCGAUUUCUGCAGUCAGACAUGUCACAAAAAAGAAGUCCAGUUCAGGCCCUACCGAACGGACGACUUCAUCACCAGACUGUACUACGAGACGCCCCGCUUCACCGUGCUCAACCAAACGUGGGUGCUGAAGGCACGCGUCAACGACUCGGAACGCAACCCCAACCUGUCCUGCAAGCGCACCCUCUCAUUCCAGCUCAUCCUGAAGAGCAAGGUCAACUCUCCGAUGGAGUGCUCCUUCCUCCUCCUGAAAGGUCCCUACGACGAUGUCAAAAUUAACCCGGUCAUCUACCACUUCGCUUUCACCAACGAGAGCAAUGAAACAGACUACUUGCCGCUGCCUAUCAUAGACUCAGUCGAAUGCAACAAACUGCUCGCGGCCAAAAACAUUAACCUGAGGCUCUUUAUAUUUCAGAUACAGAAGUAA
Messenger RNA from Pristis pectinata (smalltooth sawfish), 1419 nucleotides. It is a transcript of the gene zftraf1, whose product is annotated as zinc finger TRAF-type containing 1. Gene Ontology annotation, cellular component: nucleus. Lineage: Eukaryota; Metazoa; Chordata; Chondrichthyes; Rhinopristiformes; Pristidae. The transcript has 5 exons. Gene Ontology annotation, molecular function: zinc ion binding. The coding region runs from base 160 to 1419 and encodes 419 amino acids. The record is from RefSeq and is a predicted model, not a curated record.